AUGAAACUUUCGCUCGAACUGAUGAAAAUCGUCUUGGCAGUUUCACCCCCUCUUCAUAUCAAGCUAGAUGACAAAGAUCCACCGGUGCUGCUCUACACCGACGCCUCAGACGUGCCUGAUCCGCGAAUGGUCGUCGGAGGCGUUUUGAUCCUUCCACCACCUGCAGCGCAGAUGAAGUUUUUCAGCUGGGUUGUCCCGCAACCCGUUGUAGACGCAUGGAUCUCCAAGAGCUCAUGCUUGGGUCAGCUUGAGUUACUUGCUGCCCCUGUUGCGUUGAGUACCUGGGAGGAUGACCUGAGGCGACGCCAAGUCAUCCACUUCGUGGAUAACGAUUCAGCCAACCUCGUCCGGGGAUAUUCCCCGAAGCAAGACUCCUGCCAGCUAGUGGGUGAGUAUUGGACCUCGGCCGCCCGCUCCAGCAUCGAUCUUCACUUAGAUCGUGUCGAGCCCAAGUCAAACACAGCCGACGGCCCAAGUAGACUUCAAUUUUCCCUCAUGCACCACAUGGGAGCUUCUCCACCUGUAGUGAAGAAAGACAUCUGUACAUACGGCUAA
Molecule: messenger RNA, 555 nt
Organism: Durusdinium trenchii
Lineage: Eukaryota; Dinophyceae; Suessiales; Symbiodiniaceae
Source: the annotation of a GenBank genome assembly